Messenger RNA from Mycena citricolor, 258 nucleotides. The record is from the annotation of a GenBank genome assembly. NCBI's taxonomy places the organism in Eukaryota, Fungi, Basidiomycota, Agaricomycetes, Agaricales, Mycenaceae.
CGCGAUGACACUGUCAGAUUCUCACUCGGAGGGCAAUGUCGUUUCACACGACUCUCGCUUCCACAUCAGCCGAUCAUCGAAUCUUAGCCGUCCGACGGGGAUGUUGAAAAACGAGAGCCCGAUAUCACGGCGCAAGCGCCGGAGAACGGCGCCUAUGGCCUCAAAAAUAAGGGCAUCCAACCAUCUGUCGAACAUUCCCACGGUUCACUCUCUGGAAGUAGAUAUUGAUUGACUUCCAGUUAGAGAAUACUAUUGAUC